Mytilus trossulus (common blue mussel) is the source of this 2333-nucleotide messenger RNA. RefSeq names its product rho GDP-dissociation inhibitor 1-like. The record is from RefSeq and is a predicted model, not a curated record. Gene Ontology annotation, molecular function: Rho GDP-dissociation inhibitor activity; protein binding. Gene Ontology annotation, cellular component: cytosol; membrane; cytoplasm. The transcript is spliced from 5 exons. Bases 111 to 716 code for a protein of 201 amino acids. NCBI's taxonomy places the organism in Eukaryota, Metazoa, Mollusca, Bivalvia, Mytilida, Mytilidae. Gene Ontology annotation, biological process: Rho protein signal transduction.
UACCUUAGAACUAUUUUUUCAAACUAGUAUUCCACCGGAAGUAAAAAAUCAACCCACACCGGCUUCGAAGGGUGAGAAAGAGAAAGCUACAUUUUGUUGAAGAAUUAAAAAUGGCAGAAUCUGAGGCAAAUCCCGCUCCAGAAGAUGUACACGAGGAAGAUACUAAUGCACCUGGAUAUAAACCACCAGAGUUUGAACCCUUGGAAAACAUCUUAAAGAAAGAUCAGGAGGAUGAGAGUCUCAAUAAAUAUAAACAAGCCUUGUUAGGUGGUGGUGAUGCUAAAGACCCAUUCCCAAAUGACCCACGUCGAGUUAUAGUAACAGAGUUGGCAUUAAUUGUCCAAGAUAGAGACGAUGUAACAUUAGAUCUAACAGGUGAUUUAGCGAAAUUAAAAGACCAAGUAUUUGUAAUUAAAGAAGGAUCAGCAUACAAGAUGCGAGUCAAAUUUUUUGUCCAGAAAAAAGAAAUUGUUUCAGGUUUAAAAUAUGUCCAGAAAACAUAUCGAAAAGGCAUCAAAGUGGAUACAUCAAAAUUCAUGGUUGGAAGUUACCCACCAAAGGCAGAAGCUCAUACCUGGUCUACACCUAUAGAAGAUGCACCCUCAGGAAUGUUAGCAAGGGGAGACUACAAGGUCGAAAGUUUAUUUACCGAUGAUGAUAAAAAUGAACAUCUAAAAUGGACAUGGAAGUUUGAAAUCAAGAAAGAUUGGGCAUAAAAUAAUCCACCUUUUUGUAACAUGACAAAUCAACUGGUCAUUUUAACUCAUAAUAUAUAGCUUUUUACGAUUUUGUAUAAUAAUUUGUUUAUAAACUCUAAAAUUUAUUGCCUGAAUCAGUAUAGUUAUGUUUGGCAGUCUAUAUUGUCAAGUGCCUCAAUACAGUUAGUCAGCAUAGAUAUAUGUACUCUAUAGUCUCCAUCUAUUUAGUGUAAAAACUCAACUUCCAAGUCUCAAACUGUAUAAAUGGAUAGUUAUCUUUAAGUUUUGUAUUGAAUAUAGGAUUUAAUAAAUAUGAAAGCAAACAGAAUCUCUCUGAAUGGAGUUGUGUGAAGGACAAUACAGGUUUUUAUGCUAUAGCAAAAUUUAUAUUUUUUUCUAAAUAUGAUUUAGUUUCUACUUAUUUUCAUGUGCCAAAUUGGGUAUUUUUUAUGUGGUUUCUGCUCAAAUAAAUGUCACCAAAGAAUUUCAGUAUUACAUAAAAGUGGAAAUUAACCAAGUAAAAUAAUAUCACAUGGUUUUUUAACACAUUUAUUUGGUAAAAGAAUGAAAUGAAGAAAUAUAAAGAGAUCUCUUAUUAAUCUGAUUUCAUUGUUGAAUGCUUGUCCACUUUUGUUUGGCUUUGUACACCCUUAGUUAUUUCCAAUAAAAUGGUUAAAACAGUCCUUUUUAACCCAUUCACUUAUCUGUGGCAGGGACAAAUUAUUAUAUAAUCUCAACUUUACAACUGCCAACCAAUUUAACAUUAUAAAACUGGUACAUGUAUACUUAUGUUAUCUUCAUCUUCAUGCGAUGCAAACUAUCUUCAUAACUGAUAUAAGUAUAGUCCGACUAUUUUGUUACUGAGUGUUCUCUAAGUUGCAGUAUGUUUUAUAUAUUGGCAGACAGGAUAAGCCCCAGAUUUGCUUUAUGACACACUUUUUACUUCAAAAUUUUGUGAACUAACAUGUGAAUUUGUACAAGGUAUUUUGUUAUGUAAAACUUUUAGUGCAAUUUUUCACAAACAGAAUUUUUGUAGAAAACCAAUUAUUUCUUUCAAGUUUUCAUGUAUUUUGUAUUAAAUUUUCCAGCAUUUAUCUAUGUGCAAUGUUGAGAUUUUGGUGUAGAACUUUUGAGUGAGCUGCUUAAAACAGAUUAGAAAAAGGCCAUAUUAUCAAUGUAACUGAUUUUUUUAUCGGUGCCAGUGUGAAUCAAUCGAAAAAAAUCACAAUUUAUGUUGGUUUUUCUUUAAAACACCUUAGAAUUGUAAAGAUACAUGUAUAAUACGUGUAAUAUAGAUCUUAGUCCAUUUAACAAAUUAUCAUGAUCAAAUAUUGUUAAUUUAGUUCAAUGACUUUACUAAAUAAUUUAUAAGCAUUGCUUUAUUGACAUAGAACAAUUUACUAAUUUUGACUUAAUUAAUAGAAUGAUUAUUCAUGCCAAGAAUAAGCAAUGAAUAACAGUAUGGAACAAUGAGGAUAAGAUGCAAUUUUUUGGUAAAGAUCUGAAGAAAUAUAUGUAUGGUUAAAGUCCUAUCUGUUUUAAUGUUGUUGUUUUUUAUGCUGGUGCUGAUUCUAUGCAAUCAUCAUAAGUGCUGGACAUUAUGAAACAUGCCAAAUAAAUCAUGGUGUAUCCAUA